AUGGUGGCUGACUUGAAGAGCGAACUGUAUCACGUGACCCGCAGUCUCGUUCAAGCACGCCAGCUGGCGCGCACAAGCGACGAAACAUGCGCUGAACUGCGUCGACGCUGUCAAGGCCUAGAGAUUGAUAAGCAAGAACUGCAGCGAGCGCUGCAGGAGUCGCAGGAGCGACUGCAGGCGCGCCAGGCGCAGACGGAGGAACAGCGCCGCGACGCGGCAAAGGCAAAGCUGGCACUGCUCUCCUUGACCGCCGAGCGUGACGAGCUGUCAGCCAAGGUGCAAGAAGCCUGGGACCGCGUUGCAGAGCUGAGUGCCGCGCUGCGCCAGCGAGAGGACGAAAUGCAAAGGCUGCAGACGGACAUUACGGCUGCCCAGCACAGAAACGAACUCACUGUGCAGCAGCACUCCCAAGUGGAGCACCAGCUGCGCAUCCUGCAGGAGCAGCUUCGCAUGCAUCAGGUGGACGAGCACGCCAGCACUACAUCACGGCAGCGGCUGUCAGCGACUCUUCAAAGCGCGUUGGAGCGCCUUGCCGGACUGCUCAGCAACGUGGCCUACGACUAUCAACAAAGCCUUGCAUACGAGAGCCAAGACAGGGAGGAAGCCAUUGCGAGCGGGAUGUUCGCGUGCAUCACUCCGCACACUAAGGCAGCCCGCGACAAGAUCGCCAGUACCGAACACCAUGCCGACAGCACCCCACACGUCGUGCUCUUCCCUGCCAACUCUCAUUCAGCUAGCACACCCACUGAAUACACGCUCAUGGAGACGCAGCCGCUGCGAUGGGAUGCCUCAGCAGGUGAAAGUACGCGUGUGCGUGCUGAGAGUGUACUGCACAGCGCAGAGGCUGAGGUGUUAGGAGACCUGUGGAGAACAGAGCGACUUUCGCCGUCUCUAUCAGCACCGUCGCAAAACGGGCUGAACAAGGUGCCUGCGAACACUUGCCACGAUCCUGCUGCCAUCACACCACCACAGCGGUGUCCUCCCUCGCCAUUCAGCCCACGCCAGGGACUCGUGCAGAGCCACCCCCUAAGCACAUCACAGGAUGCAGUCGGGAGGACAGAGGCAGCGUCGCAGCUAUCCGCCAUCGCGGCUGUGGCAGACGAGGCAAGCCUGCGCACCGCCCUCACACCCCUGUUGCUCGCACUAAAGCACGUCGCCGCGAUGCUGAGCAACGUACGACACGAGCGGCGGCGCUGGGUGGCGGAGGCAACGCACUUCAAGCAGCGCUACGAGGAGAUGCAGCAUCAGCUGGAAGCAGCGCAACACGCGUUCGUGUCACAGGAAAACCAGGCGGAGGUGUCGCGCGGAUGCAUCGGCGCGCUGCAACGACGUGUGGAGCAGGCCGAGGCCGCUUUGCUGGAGUGCCGUAACGAAGACAUGCGCCGCCGUGAACGUUUGGCGCAGACGCUCAAGUGCGCGGAGGACUGGGCACUUAUUCAACACUCGGUCGAACUGCUCCAGGUUCGCGAGAGUGAGCUCAGCAAGGACCUCCAGCAACUGCAGGAGCAGCGGCAGGCGACCUCGGCCGUCAGCGUUGAGUGCGUGGAGCCAGCUGCUUGCGAGGCGCCGGCGGAGGUGCGGUACCAGCAGCUCAAUCAGCAAUACCGCACCUUAAAGGAGUGGGCGGGGACGGCGUGGUCGGCGGCAAGUCGCGAGUUACCGCAACCGCAGUCCAGUGAGUGCCACGCGCGUAUCGACACGCCCGCCGCGCCUUCGACAGUGCAGUCCUCCCUAUCAUUGCCGCCGCCACUGCCACCACAACCGCCAGCUGGGCACGAGGCGGUGUCAGCUCCCCUUGGUUCCCCUCCCACCUCCACCAACGCAGCCGUUCCAGUCGCAGAGCAGAGCCAUUCUCCCUUAACGUCGCUGUACCGCUCCUUGAUACCACCCGCAACGGUGUCUGUUUCUCAUCGGUGCAGCGAGGGGGUGAGGGACCCUGAUGUGUCGCCGACGCACACAAGCAAAGAUGUAUGUGGAGGCGACGCCGGCACUGCACUCCGCAAAGGGGCGUCUGCAUCGCCUACCGUGGCGAAUGGCAAGAGGAACACGCUCGUUCAGCUGCGUGCUGGGCAAACGUCGUCGCCACCCCCCUUCACCACCUCUGCCGAAACGGAGAGUCAUACGUACGCUCGCGCUUACGCCCAGGCACCCUUUCCAUAUGCCAACGCGCCCGCGAUCAACGGAGUCUCUGGCCCGCCACGCUCCACCACACCACCGAACACAGUGUACCCAGUUCCGCUAAACGGCCUCUCAUCCACGACGGCGCGUCCGGGCAAGGGUGGCAGCGCAUGUAAUGCUCAAAGCAUGCUGCUGGCGUCGGUCGACCGUGAUCAGGGUCACUCGUGGCCGAGUGUCUCUGCAACUCAUGUCGCCCCUUCACCGCCGCAAUCCUCAACAGGGCACUAUGCUAUCAGUAGUGCCAUCACCUCCCACGACGUUCACCGACCCUACGUGAGCGAAGACACUGACCUCGGCGCCGUUGAUGGCGCGGUAGACUAUUCGUCUAUGUUCGCUACUGAGGUGCUACAUGUGAUCGAGGCGUUGGAUCGACGCGUCUCUGGCGCUCUCGACCGAACCCCACAUGUGUAG
Molecule: messenger RNA, 2589 nt
Organism: Leishmania braziliensis MHOM/BR/75/M2904
Lineage: Eukaryota; Euglenozoa; Kinetoplastea; Trypanosomatida; Trypanosomatidae
Exons: 1
Coding region: 1-2589 (862 amino acids)
Source: RefSeq, a predicted model, not a curated record